CCUCCCCCCUAUGGAUUAUUUAUCAAGUGGUAAAUCCCAUGUCGCGAUUUGCGGUAAUUGUGGAUACGGGAUCCAAGACAGCCGCCCGGAAUUAUAUUCUUAAUGUCCUACAACUCCGAUAACGUUAUCAUAACAGAGAAAUGAUGAAGAAAGAAGUCGAUAUGAAGACCAAAGAAUAUCUCUGCAACAGGUGUUUGAGCUAUGCGUGUUGAGGCAGAGGAGAACAAGCUAGUCAGCCAUCAGGUCAACUUUAUCGUUGUGCGCAAUUAUAGGUUACCAGUAUGCAUGAAUUAUGUUAACUUUAUUAACUCAAUUACUAAAAUGACUCGUAAUUUGACAAUUCUGUUGAUAUUAUGUAAAACAACAUUUGUUUUUGAUAAGUAAAAUGAACAAAUACAUGCUCAUUGAAAGACACCUGUCCAAAGAAAGUAUUUUUUUCUCUCACUUGGAUGAUGUAUGCAGAUCUCUGUCAAUUCAACGAGAUAUGCUUCUAAAUAGUGGACACACAUUUGUUAUCUUACUGUAAUGAUCACAGGACUGAAAUUAUAUUGGUAUCUACGAAGAAAAUUGUUCAAGAGUUAAAUAGAGGUUAAACCUCAUCUAGAUGCUGCGUUUAUAAAUACGGAGGAGUUGUCUAGACGCAGUUAUGGUGGUGGAGAGGACACUGCUUGCCGCAAGGCAGGGGGAUGUACAAACUCUGAAAGUGCAAUUAGCGGAGAAAGUACUGAACAGCGACGUAAAGGACCUUCUCGGAGCCUCACCUGUCCACCAUGCCGCCCGUGCUGGAAAACUGACUUGCCUACGUUUCCUCGUGGAAGAAGCGGGUUUACCGGGCAACAGUUUGGCGAAUAAUGGCGCCAGCCCCGCACACGACGCUGCUGCCACUGGUAACCUGGCCUGCUUACAGUGGCUAUUAACUCAAGGUGGAUGUCGUACUGCGGACCGGGAUAGUUCUGGAGCCACCGUUCUCCACCUCGCCUCCCGGUUCAGCCAUCACGAGAUCACAGAUUGGCUGCUGAAGAGCGGGGAAGCGGACACCGGGGCGUCCACAGACACUGGGGCCCUGCCUGUCCACUAUGCUGCUGCCAAGGGAGACCUGCCCUCCCUCCGUCUCCUGUUGGGACACAGCCCAAAUGUUGUCAAUUCCCAAACAAAGAAUGGUGCCACACCCCUAUACCUGGCCUGCCAGGAAGGUCACCUGGAGGUUGUCCAAUACCUGGUGAAAGACUGUGUGGCGGAACCAGGGAUCAGAGCCAAUGACGGGAUGACACCUCUGCAUGCCGCCGCCCAAAUGGGCCAUAACACUGUCAUCGUCUGGCUGGUGAGUUUCACAGAGAUCAGCCUGUCCGACCGGGAUGGUGACGGUGCCACGGCUAUGCACUUUGCCGCCAGCCGUGGCCACGCCAAGGUGCUCAGUUGGCUGCUGCUGCACGGCGGCGAGAUCAUCACCGACAGCUGGGGCGGAACGCCGCUACACGACGCCGCCGAGAAUGGGGAGCUGGAGUGUUGUCAGAUCCUGGUGGUUAACGGCGUGGACCUGGGCAUACGGGACCAGGACGGCUUCUCCGCGGCCGACCUGGCAGAGUACAACGGGCACGCCCAGUGUGCCAAGUACCUGCGCAAUGUGGAGAACAUGAGUGUGGAGCACCGCGUGCUUUCCAGAGACCCAUCGGCUGACCUGGAGUACAACAAGCAGCCUGAUUCAGGUUUGUCGUCCCCCAACAACACCAUGCCCCCAUCGGGGUCGGGGCAGGCCCAGCAACCCGUCCACUUCGACAUGGGCUCGCCCUCCAGCACUCUGUCCAAUUACGACUCGGCCAACUCCAGUCAGUCCAGCACAGGAGGGAAAAGGAGCGGCUCGCCCCCAUCGUCGCGAGUCCCGGCUGGUGGAGGCCCAACGGAGUCGACCAUCAAUGACAUGCAGACCUACAUGGACAUGCUGAACCCAGACGUAGGUGGUGGAGUUCCCAACAGCAAGGACCCCGCCACCAACGCCGCCACUCAGCAGCCUCCCCCACCCCCGCCACCCUUUCCACCACCCCCUCCCCCUGACUGCCCCUCCCAACUACCUCCACCCCCCGGCUACCCGCCACCCCAGCCCCCCGAGGACUCAGACGCCGAGAUCUACUUGAAGGUGAAGAGCAACCUGAGGCAUGUGGAGAAUGAGCAACUGACUCCAGGAGAUCACCACGAUAGGCUGCGUCGGGUGGACUCCAACAGAAAGUCUCGAAACUUCAACAAGCAGCCCAGCACCGGGGACUACUACAAAGCCCUGGGUAGCGACACGGUAGACAACCGUGGGAUCAGAGCCAUGGCGCCUAACGAGGAGGGUUCUGUGCUAUUGGAGGAGCCAGCUGACAGCCCCGCCCCCAGCCCCGAGAACGGCACCACGGAGGAGUUGUCCCUCCCUCCUCCUCUUCCUCCUCUCCCGCCUCCCCUCCCCAUCAGCAACCCCACCCCGGCACCCCCUCCUCCCCCACCACUGCCCUCGGAAAUGCCCACCUACCAGUACAGCCCUUCCGCAAACACCAACCAGCGACGCCCCUCCUCCUCUUCAGGAAGCAACAAAUCUUUCAACAUGAUGUCCCCCACCGGAGACAACUCGGAGCUGCUGGCUGAAAUAAAAGCGGGGAAGAACCUGAAGCCCACUCCACACAGUAAAGGCUACACCACUGUCUUCUCCAACAGCGGCCCGCCGGGCAACAACGAAGAGAGCCCUACGUCCCCGCCCCAGACCCGCACGGUCAGCCCGCCAUCAGCCAAGCCCAUGUCCCCGCCCCCUGCUGCCAGCGCCACUUCGCCACCCACCACCCCCAGCCCGGUUGGCACAGGCACGCCCCGGACCCUCUCCACCUCUCAGAGCAGCGAGCAGCUCCUCAAUGGGAAUGGCAGCGGAGCAGCGUCGGCAUCUAGCCUGAUGGGCCAGACCCGGAAGGGUAGCCUGGCGGACGUGGAGGCCCUAGUGCCCACACACGAUGAGCAGGGCCGGGCCAUCCCCGAGUGGAAGAGGCAGGUGAUGGUGCGCAAGCUCCAGGUCAAGAUGCAGGAGGAGGAAGAACACAAACGCAAGUUUGCGGCCUGUGGACACUACCAGCCUCAGGAGUGGCACUACUCUCAUGUCCACAAUGCCAUCCUGGGCCCCUUUGGAGAGCUGAUGAUGGAGGAUGACCUCAUCCGCAUUGAGAAGCAAAUCGAGAACCUGCAGGUCAUGCACAAGGUGACGGAGGUGGAAAAGGAACUGGAAGAGUUGGAGCGAGAGCUUCAACAACUUCUUCCCGUGUCUGCCGCCCUCAACCAGGAGCACUUCUACAUCAACCCCAAGCAAGUUCACGGGCAAGCGGAAGAUCUACCAGCCUGGUGCAGCAAAAUCUCAACGCUGCUCAAGAGCAUGGCUAUUCUCCUGGCCACCCUGGGAGGCAAGACGAUAGACAUCUUGGAUUUGAUAUCUCCCGGAUAUGCUCAGGAGGAAGGGAGUAACAAUAGGAUGGGCCAGAUGACCCCAGCAGGGUCCAUUGCCACUGGGGUCAUCGGACGAUCCCAGUCGUUCUCCACUAGGGAGGAGGUGGAGAAGGAGAUCAAGCAGUGUGGCGUCUCUGUGAAGAACCUGAAGGCCAACUAUGAGAUUCAAAACCAGUUCCAGUUUGCUGACGACAAAACGAACCGGGUGUACAAGCGCAAGAGGUCCCUCCCUGUGGUGAGCGAGUCCAGUUAUCGCCCCGAGCCGAUUCAGGAGGAUGAGGUCCCAUGUUCCCCUGCAGAGGUCCUCCAGUCCCCUGACAAUGGAGACCUUUCUCCAGUCCAGGAAUCUCUGCCGCUGGUGGAGGAACCUCUAAUCAUGCCAUCUCAUGCUCCUCUUACAUACCAGUCUUCUGAUGUGAUCCCUCAGUCUGAUCAGUUCAACCAGGUUCUGUCUACAGACCCUAUACUGAACCACGAGCAGCUGACCCGGAGCCUGGAGGUGCAGACGGACAUGAGCUACGUCCAAGAGUGCAUUGAGAUGAGGAAGGAGCGGAUCGUCUUCUUGUUCCUGGAACACUGGAGAAAGUACACCCUCUCAGAGUCCUACAGGCCAAAGUACACAGGCAAACAGGGAAGUCUAAGGGUGGGUCUGGAUGAAUAUAACCGGUUCACCGCUGAUCUGGAAGGAGACACACCGAGUGAGGAUGACAAAACACUCCUAUUCAUGAAGUCCAGGCAAGUGGUAGGGAACCUGAUUGGCCACUGGAGGACCAUCAUGAGCCAGGUGCCCACUCGCCAGAUCCGCCGGCUCAGUCGGGCCCAGAUGAUCUACUGGCCGGAGCAUUUCCUGCCACACGUUAAUGGAGCACCGGUCAGCUACGAGACCCUGACCCUAGACCUCUUUAUGCUGGGCUACUUCCAACUCCUAGAGAUGAGCAUGUCGCGCAGUGAGCGGAAGUUCCGCCACCUACUGUGCUACGAGAUGUUCGACCGCCUCGGAAGCUACAGCUGGGAGCUGAUUCGCCAGUUCCACCGUGAGGUCAUGGAGGAGAUUGAGCAAGGGAAGCGGGACUGGGCGGACAGCUUUGAAGACAUUAAGCAAAAAUACUUUGGUGAUUCUGCGGACGGGGGAGGAAUGAUGACCGCCUCGCUACUUUCAAUUGCUCCUGAGGUGUCGGUAGUGCCAGUCCAGGAGCUGUUGCCUGCCCCAGAACCAAACAUGUAUUUGCCUUCGAAUGCUGUACAGGAUAGUGUCCAGCUUACUUCUCAGGACUGCAUUAACCAUGCAGAGCAGAGUGCAGUGAAGGACACUGUGGAGGACACUGUUCAGGCAGAUGUGAACACUUCUGAGCCGAGUCCAACGAAUGGGCCUAUUCAGGAUGCCGUGAAGCCUGAAAGUGUAGCACAAGAGAGUGUUCCAAAAGACACAGUUCAGACUUCUGUGCAGGAUUCAGCGCAGACAACUGGGCAGGAUACUGUUCAGGAGGCUUUGCAAGACUCAGUAGACCAGGUUGUGACAACUGAGACCACAGUACAGAGUGUAGGGAAGUGUGUGACGCAGGACAUUGCACCUGCUCCACUUCAAGUCACCAUAGUCACACCCGUAUAUGAACCUCCGCACAGAGAAGAGCCCAUUGAAGACUCAAUCAAACUGAUCUACGAACUGAAAGAGUUCAGCAAUGAGGAGAUCAGCAGAUACAUUGAGCGCAGCUUUGCCUUCUGGAAGGAAAAGGAAGCUGAACUGUUUGAUAUCUGACCAUCAGAGAUAAGCAGAAGAUAUGUGGAAUAGUCUUUACACAAAAGUGUUAGGCUAAACAUGCUUGGACAAAGCAGGCAACAAAGACACGAGGGAAAGUGUCAAGGAAACUAACCUCCUAUGUGGAACAUGCUAGGGAGAGAGCUAAUCUGUGUUUUAGCCUUGAGGCCUCAGAUAACACAAGGAACUGUGACAUGGUUUCAGUAAGGAAAGGAGCAUCCAGCCUGUGAUUGGAUGUCCGGCAGUCAAAUCACUUUGUCUUGUCAACCACUGAUAUGCAAAAAACUAUCAGAUGUAAUGAUACAGUAGAAGAGGGAGUGCUCUAAAUGUGCUACCAGCAAUGACUCCCUGAAUUCUAAUUAGUCUUUGGAACAAAUAUAUUUUAUUAAAGUUUCUUAUCUGUUAUUGGUUUGCUAGAGUAGUUCUUUGAUAUCCAAAGACAGGCCCUAAAGUUGGAGAAUGUAGUGUGUGAGGUGGUUUUUCAAACGUAAUAUAACAUGUUAUACUUAAGCAAGUCCAUUUGGACAUAAUGCAACCUACUGUAUGUAACAUAAUUUUAUCAAACAGGAAUAAUGUAGUUUUUUUAUGUCAUAAUGUAGAGAAGAGUUG
This is a messenger RNA of Salmo salar (Atlantic salmon), 5824 nucleotides long. RefSeq names its product espin (gene espn). Gene Ontology annotation, biological process: actin filament bundle assembly. Gene Ontology annotation, cellular component: cytoplasm. Gene Ontology annotation, molecular function: actin filament binding. The record is from RefSeq and is a predicted model, not a curated record. Lineage: Eukaryota; Metazoa; Chordata; Actinopteri; Salmoniformes; Salmonidae.